Diaporthe batatas is the source of this 870-nucleotide messenger RNA. RefSeq lists its product as uncharacterized. The transcript is spliced from 2 exons. The coding region runs from base 1 to 870 and encodes 289 amino acids. Lineage: Eukaryota; Fungi; Ascomycota; Sordariomycetes; Diaporthales; Diaporthaceae. The record is from RefSeq and is a predicted model, not a curated record.
AUGGGAAAACGCAUCAUCGUCACUGGCGGAUCCGGAAAAGCUGGCAAAUACGUUGUGCAGAGCCUGUUGGAUAAGGGUUACGAGGUUCUGAAUCUUGAUCUGGCACCCAUACACGGCGACCUUGGGGAAAGCCAGGUAUACAGCGCCUUAAUGUCUCAUUUCCGCCUGACCGAGCCUUUCCACGAGUCUCUGAACGAGGCCCCCUCCGCGGUGAUCCACCUAGCAGGCGUGGCUCGGAACAUGCUUGUCCCAGACAGCGAACUCUUCCGGAUCAAUACUAUGGGUACCUAUAACAUCAUCGAGGCCGCGUGCAGAUUCGGCGUCAAGAAGAUCAUGCUGGCGAGCUCCAUCUGUGUCUACGGCGUGACGUUUGCCGAGGGGGAUGCUGACUUUGUCUCAUUCCCCGUCGAGGAGAGCACUGAAACGAGGCCCACAGAUGUGUACUCACUUUCCAAGCUGUGUGCGGAGAGAACAGCACAGAGUUUCGCGUCAAGGUUCAACAUCGAUAUCUAUGCGUUCCGCAUAGGAGCCAUCAUCGCACCCGAGGAAUACGAACGCGUGUUCGACAGCUAUGUCAAACAGCCCGCGAGGUGGAAGGUUCACGGCUGGUCAUACACGGACGCACGUGAUCUUGGCCGCAUGUGUGCUCUAGGAAUCCAAGGAGACGGGCUUGGUUUUCAGGUGUUCAACGCCGUCAACAACGAGAUCACAAACACGAGGGAUACCGGAGAGUUUCUCAGGGACCAAUGUCCCGGCACGCCUUUCACCAGGGAUAUUGGAGCACGCGAGGCGCCAAUCAGUAAUCACAAAAUGCGCCUACUGCUGGGCUUUGAGGAAGAACAUAAGUGGAGGCGGUACUAUCAGGUGUGA